CUAUGCAGUAUAACUAUUUUAGAUUUUAGACACAGCAUAAGAAAAUAAUGAUCAGUUAUCAUGAAUCAAAAUCUUUAUUCUUUGAAUAUUGAUCUCAGAAAUUUUUCCAGGAUAGGUAUUCCUGGUUGUACCAAUAUGUGAAAUUAACUUGGCAUAAUUCAACAAACAUUCAAUAUUUGAUUUGAUAGUUAUUGAAUGAUUACUUUUUUCUAUUAAAAUAAAUGAAUGUGAUAUUAAUUAACUGUAUUUGAAAUAAUAUAAUUAGAUUUUUUUUCAUAAAUGUUAGAAUAUUCAUUUAAAAUGAAAUAUAGCCCAUUGCUUUUUCAGAGGUUAUAAUCUUGUGUUUUAACAAGUUUAAUUUACAGACUGAUUCUAAAUUUUCAGUUAUAGUUUUAAGGCAAGACACAAACUACAGUAUUAAAAUAAAUGUUGUAUUAUAGCUGCUCAAGAUAUGGUAAAAUGGGCUACGGCUGAUGAAAACAGGGCAAUUCAAGACAUUAUGAGCCAGUUAGCUGAACUGAAUAUUUUAUGGACAGAUGUUCAAAGAGAUUUUAUAGAACAAAUAAAACUAUUCAAGCAUCAGUUUGAGAUGAUUCUUGAAGGAGAAAGACAAAUUGAUCAAGCCCGAAAUCAUUUGGUAAGUUUAAUAAGUUUGUUUUGUAGUGUUGAUAAUUCAAAUUAAUAAAUUUUUAUUAUGAACAUUAAUUUAUAUAAUUUGGAAAUUUCUUAUUUUAACAUUUUAAAAAUUAGUAAACAAAAUAACUGCUUAAUUAAUACAUCUGUAGAUAUGUUAACUGCUUAGUUCAUAAACUAAGCAGUUAACAUAUCUACAGAUGUGUUAAUUGAGUUGUAAACUGAGGAUGAUCAGAUGUUUGGACAAAAUAUCUCUUUUCAUAAAAUUAUUGGUUGCCUGAAUUAAGUAAUUAUUUUUUUUAUGAAUAU
Messenger RNA from Centruroides sculpturatus (bark scorpion), 942 nucleotides. RefSeq lists its product as uncharacterized. The transcript has 3 exons. Lineage: Eukaryota; Metazoa; Arthropoda; Arachnida; Scorpiones; Buthidae. The record is from RefSeq and is a predicted model, not a curated record. The coding region runs from base 452 to 682 and encodes 76 amino acids.